AUGAUAAGUCUAUUUGUUCGUGCAAGCCUUGCACUACUCGUUUUCAACGCAUUGUUGACUCCUGCGGAAGCAUUUCGGAAUAGGGAGACAAACUAUGGCACUUAUGAAAGAGGCUACAACAGUGACAAUGGCUACCCUAAAACAGUAGUUGGUACUUCAUCUGGACUCCCUACACAGCCCCCUACUCGACGAGGUCUAGGCAUAUCGGCAUGGGGUAUAGUAUUCGUAGUUGUGGCCCUCAUCUUGGCCGGAAUGGGACUAUACUACUUUUCCAUCUGCUAUGGUAUCUGCAGACCGACCACGAAAAAGUAUGACAAAAUGGGCAUGCCCACCUUAGCUUAGUGUACAUAUUAUUGCCUGGCUUGGCCCUGUGAUUAGAUAUUUUCCAAGUAUAGGAACUGAACACUGAUAGUGUUGUAACAAUUUUAUAUUCGAAAUUUAUUUAUAGCAAAUGCUGAUCUGUUGUAGCAUGUUAGCUAAUUUGUAAAUUAGUGUAAAACAAGGACUGACAAUGUCUCGAAAAUGGGAACAUAAUUGUAACAUUCCCGCUUAUUAUUAAGGUAAAUAUUAAGAGAAUGAAUUAUUUUUAAAAUAUUAAAAUGUCACAAAUGUUAGAUUUUUACGAAUGAGGCCACAGAGUGAAUGAACAUAUCCUGUAGCAAUUAAAAAAGUAAGCCUAGAAAGUAAGGUUGUGACCUACAUUUACAAUUUUUAUAAGCAGUUAAUGCAUUUUUUGAUAAAUUUUAGGGUGCUACUUACUUUGGGAUAAAUUUAAUGGCUUUAUUAUCACAAAAGACUGUUUCGGACCAAUAAGAAACAAAAUCAUAUACAUAUCUACAUUUUUGUAGUAGUUUAGAUGAUAUUUUAUUCAUAGCGUCUGUACCAUUAACGUGUUCAUUAAUGGUUGGCGGUUUUAAUAAUUAA
This is a messenger RNA of Spodoptera littoralis (African cotton leafworm), 924 nucleotides long. The record is from the annotation of a GenBank genome assembly. NCBI's taxonomy places the organism in Eukaryota, Metazoa, Arthropoda, Insecta, Lepidoptera, Noctuidae.